AUUUUUAUCAUACACUUUAUUUUUUUAAAUAACUUCUUUAGUAAUUUAAUUUACUUACUAACUUACAUCAUUCCGAUAUGUCAACAUUAUUAAAAUAUCCGAAAUCAGUUUGGUAUAUAUUUGGAAAUGAAUUUUGCGAAAGAUUUAGUUUUCAUGGACUUAAAGCUAUAUUGGUUUUAUUUUUUACUACGAUUCAAGAAUAUGACCAUGAUACUUCUACGAUUUUAUUUCAUAUGUUUUUAGUCUGUGCAUACUUAUCACCAUUGUUUGGUGCUAUCAUUGCAGAUUCAUAUUGGGGAAAAUAUAAAACCAUUUAUAUCUUGUCUAUUGUACACGCAAUAGGAAAUAUCUUAGUGGCAGUUGCAUCUUUUGUCACUUCGAUCAGUUUAAAUUUCCAGAGAUUAUUUACAAUAAUUGGUUUACUUUUAACAUCAAUUGGAGCUGGUGGUAUAAAGCCAUGUGUCUCUUCUUUUGGUGGUGACCAAUUUGUAUUACCAGAUCAAGAGGAUUAUCUUCGAAAGUUUUUUUCUAUAUUUUACUUUACUAUCAAUGUUGGAUCAUUGUUAUCAACGUUCAUUACACCAGAAUUGAGGAAAUCAAUUCAGUGUUUUGAAAAAGAUUCAUGUUUUCCAUUAGCAUUUGGGAUUCCUGCUAUUCUAAUGUUGAUUUCAAUAGUGUUUUUUGUAAGUGGCAAGAAGCUGUACAAGAUCAAUAAACCCGUUACCAGUAUCAUUCCAAGUUCAAUUGGAUGCAUGUUUUAUGGCGUUAAAAAAAAAAUAACGGCUUCUUCAAAUGAAGUGCAAAGAAAAGAUUGGUUGGAAUAUGCAGAUAAUAAGUACAGUUUACAUCAAAUAUUCGAAUUGAGGUCAGCGUUAGACGUCAUGUAUUUGUUAAUUCCAAUACCAUUAUUAUACACACUUUUUGAUCAACAAGGUUCUCGUUGGAUACUGCAAGGGACACUAAUGAAUGGAAAAAUAGAUUUUUUAAAUUGGUCAAUUAAGCCUGAUCAAAUUCAUUUCAUUAAUCCGUUAUUUGUUAUGAUAUUUAUACCACUUUUUAAUUCUGUAGUCUAUCCAUUUUUGUAUAAAAUUGGUAUAAACACACCUUUAAAAAAAAUCACUCUAGGUGGCCUAUUUACUAUAUCGUCGUUUGUACUAUGUGCUGCUAUCAUACAGUAUAUAAUUAUUGGUCAGACUUUAAUAUUGCCGUCAAAUGAAGCUCAAUUAAAAAUAUAUAAUAAUUUUGAGUGCGAUAUAACCAUAUCCGGUUCUUUGAUCGGAAAUUUCAAAAUUGAACCAUUAGAUGUACUUCAUAUUAAUUAUAGUUUAGAAGAAUUCAAUAAAACUGAUAAUAUAUCUAUAGAAGUAAAUCCUACUUGCCAAUUAGAAACGGAUACUUUAAAACAACGCAUUUUCAUAGUCAGAAAAAGGGUUACUUCGUAUUUUUUAACAACUAAAAUUAAUGACGGUAUAGAAUUGAUAUAUUUAAACGAAUUAAAGAAAUUAAAGAGUGGAAAUUCAAAUCUCAGGAUUUCAUACGAUCAUAAUUUAUCGGGAAAAAUCAUGACAUUAAGGAGUACUAAUAAUAAAUUGUCUGUUAUAAAUUUUAAAUUGCCAUUCAACAAAAAUACAAACCAUGAAAUACCUGUCGGAACUUAUGAUAUAUACCUCGACGAUGAACAAAUUUUGCAAAAGGCAGAUUUACUACCGGCUAGUGUUAAUGACUUAAUAUUUCAUCAUAGUAUUAACCAUACGAACGCCAAAUUAAUUACUUUAGAAAAUGGAAAAUACAUACACAUUUUAUGGCAAGUUCCUCAAACGCUUUUAAUUACAGUAGGCGAAGUAAUGGUCGUGAUUACAUUAUUGGAGUUUACGUUCACCCAAGCUCCAUUAAGUAUGAAGUCUUUUAUAUCGGCAGCUAAUUUAUGUACUCAGGCAGUUGGAAAUUUACUUAUAGUUUUAAUAUCUAAGAUGCAAUUAUUUGAAAAUCAAGUUUAUGAAUAUAUGUUUUACGUAAUAUUAACAAUUUUAGGCUUAAUAUUAUUUAUGAUGAUGAGUGCGAAGUAUAACUAUAAAUGUGUAACAGUCCCAAGCCCGGAUCAAGAGCUUCAGCGGCCCAGGGGCCAAUAUAUUGUUGUGGGCCCCCAUAAAUAAAAAUAGUUCUUUAAAAUUAUACAAUUAAAUAAAUUUAAAAAUUUUUAUUUAAGUAUGAUAACGAUUG
Messenger RNA from Melanaphis sacchari, 2220 nucleotides. Its product is annotated as solute carrier family 15 member 1-like. NCBI's taxonomy places the organism in Eukaryota, Metazoa, Arthropoda, Insecta, Hemiptera, Aphididae. The record is from RefSeq and is a predicted model, not a curated record. Gene Ontology annotation, cellular component: membrane. Gene Ontology annotation, molecular function: dipeptide transmembrane transporter activity. Gene Ontology annotation, biological process: oligopeptide transport; transmembrane transport.